Messenger RNA from Adineta ricciae, 1743 nucleotides. The record is from the annotation of a GenBank genome assembly. Lineage: Eukaryota; Metazoa; Rotifera; Eurotatoria; Adinetida; Adinetidae.
AUGAGUACCUAUCGACGACAUUCAGGUACUUCGAAAAGCGAAUCGGAUGGUGAUGAUGAACCUUACCAGAUCCCACGUGCUCCUGCAGCUGCUGGUCAGUCUUCGUUCGGAUCGAAACGACGAGUGACAUUCAGUUCAUCAAAUAUCAUCGAUACAAGCACACCGACGAAAGCACGUCGACGGCGAAUCCGAACGAGUAGUCGAUCGAUCGAUGAUCGGAUUUCAUUUUGUGGACGAAAGACCAUCUAUACAGCGGGUCGUCCGGCAUGGUAUGAUCCAUCAGGUGAAAUCAAAGAAGCCUUUGUCAUUGGCAUUUGUGGUGGAAGCGCAAGCGGUAAAACGACUGUGGCACAAAGUAUUGUGGAGAAAUUAAACGUACCUUGGGUAACAUUGUUGAGUAUGGAUUCAUUUUAUAAAGUGUUGACUGAUGAACAACACAAACUAGCGGAAGAUAGUAAUUACGAUUUCGAUCAUCCAGAUGCUUUCGAUUUUGAUUUACUUCUGGAAACGUUGAAAAAUUUGAAAAUUGGCAAACAAGUGGAUAUUCCAUUGUACAACUUCACAACGCAUUCUCGAGAACCAUAUACAAAAAAACUCUAUGGUGCUAAUGUGGUUCUAUUCGAGGGUAUACUGGCGUUCUUUAGUAAAGAAAUUCGCGACCGUUUGGAUAUGCGAGUAUUCGUGGAUACUGAUGCAGAUAUUCGUCUGGCGCGAAGACUUGAACGGGAUAUUGUUGAACGCGGUAGAGCAAUUGAAGGUGUAAUACAACAAUACACACGUUUUGUUAAACCCUCCUAUGAUCAUUAUAUCGCACCAACGAUGACUUACGCAGAUCUUAUUGUUCCAAGAGGUGGCGAAAAUCAAAUAGCUAUUGAUUUAAUCGUCAAGCAUGUCAAUCGAGAGCUUCAUAAUCGUGGCGUUAAAGUUCGAAAUCAACUUUUUCAUCAGUCUGAACUAACGCAUGAUUCUCCCAUGCCGGAUACGUUUUAUCUCGUCGAUCAAACAGCACAACUCAAGUAUCUCCAUACAAUUAUUCGAAACAAAGAUACAGAUCGUGAUGAAUUCAUUUUCUAUUCGAAACGGCUGAUGCGGAUUUUAAUCGAAUAUGCCUUAUCCCUCCUACCAUUUGAGGAUGUAGCUGUGGAAACGCCUCAAAAUUUGAUAUACCGUGGGAAGAAACAUGUCUAUUCAAAUGUUUGCGGCGUAUCAAUCGUACGAGCGGGUGAAUGUCUAGAGCCUGCUCUCAGCGAAAUUUGUAAGGAUGCACAAAUUGGUAAAAUCUUAAUUCAAACGAAUCAACAUACAGGCGAACCGGAACUUCAUUAUCUUCGAUUACCUCGUGAUAUCGCUAAUGCUUAUGUUUUCAUUCUCGAUGCUACAAUCGCAACUGGCGCAGCAGCGUUAAUGGCCAUACGAGUGUUACUAGAUCACAACGUUCCCGAAGAGAAAAUCGCGCUGCUUUCACUAUUAGUAUCUAAACAAGGCGUGCAAACUGUUGCAUAUGCUUUUCCAAAAGUGAAGAUCGUUACGACAGCAUGCGAUACUGAACUGGAUCAGGAAACAGGCUUCAUUCGUCCUGGUUUGGGAAAUUUUGGUGAUCGAUAUUUUGGCACAGAUUUCACCGGUUAUUCAUCUGAUACAGAUGACACAACGAUGAGCACAUCUCAAAAUCUUAGCUUUCAACCAUGUACACCAGACUCGCCUCUAUUCAAUCCGAGAACAUUUACAAAUACUCACGAAUAA